Molecule: messenger RNA, 4978 nt
Organism: Trematomus bernacchii (emerald rockcod)
Lineage: Eukaryota; Metazoa; Chordata; Actinopteri; Perciformes; Nototheniidae
Exons: 9
Coding region: 385-1233 (282 amino acids)
Source: RefSeq, a predicted model, not a curated record
GUGGGAUCUACAUUUUUGGACAUGGGGAAAUCUCGUGUUCAUUUGUUUUCCAAAAAUCUUAAAUUAUUUAAUAUUUAUUAAUCUAGUUUUAUUCUAUUAACCAAACCAUUGAAUUGGAUCUGCCAUGCGUAAUUGUGACUUUACAAGGAUUCACAUCACAUCCUAAAGGGACUGCGGAUAGACUUGGAGGUACAGUAUGUGGCUAGCAACAGUCAAAGUAGCAGUAUUUGUUGUGUUGCCAGUCAUUUGAAUAUAUACAAUUCAAUUGAAAACAGCAGCAGCAACAUUCCACUGGCUGUGUCUCUCACAGAGUUCAGUUCAGCUUCACGGCUGUUGGUGGUGCGCUGAGAUUACUCUACCACAGAGAAAUCUAAAGACCUGCAGAUGCUUCCCUAUAACCAGUUUAAGACAGUGGGGAUGAUGCCCUGGGAGAGAUAUGUCACUACUUACAACAGAGACUUUCCGCCCUUCAGUGAGCGUCGGCCGCAGGUCAACCAGCCGAAGUCGAGGACUGAAGCUCAGGCUGCUACUUCAUUCAUCAGCCCACCUCAGACCGAACGUGAAACCUGGCCUAUAUUUCACCAUAACUUUUACAAGACGUCUAACAGCGCCUACGGCUCAGGUUUACAGCCUCCCUCUUAUUCUCUCUUCCCUGCUUCCUUGCAUCCUUUUGGAUCUAUACUUGGCGAGGAGGCGAAAAGUCGAUUGAACUGUGUUUUUGAUCCAAAAGUAAAUGUGUUGGAGCAGCAGGAAGCAAGAGAUGAGCCGCAGCAGAAGCUUGAUGUUCUCUAUGAGGAAGGUGUGAUUGUGUUGUUAUCUCGUGUGGAUCCGUCCUGCUGUGAAGACCUCCUCAGAUCUGUCUGCAGUGAAGGCGAGUUGAAUAACCUGCUCCACCUCCCCGAGGCCUCCCGUCCAAUUAUCACCAUGAAAGAUGCGGAAAAUUGUGAUGGCUAUUGGAGGGGCUGGGGACCGGCUUCUGGACUGACAAACAGCUCCUUCAUUCAGCCUACUUCGAGCAGUUGCUAUGCAUGGGACCCUGAGUGCUCUAGUUGUUACUUCAAGAUGCAAACCUGCCCCCCUCGUAGCAGCACUCUCACUCCGGCCCACAUACAGCCGACCUUCCACUGCGCAGAGCCCAGCAGGACGCAGCCGAUGACAGAGUACCAAUCCAGGUACUCUGCUGCGUGGGCCCAGCCUAAGAUGCAGCAGAGUUGCGGUCACCAUCGUCAUUGACCUCCUCAAAAGACACUUUAUUCUUCCCUCUGAAUCUCAUCUCUUGCUUCAAUACACUGCAGAUCAACCAAAAUACAUUGUUUGUGUCUUGUGUCAAACAGUUUAAAAAAAGGGAUGCUAUUUCUUCCAAUCACUUGCACUUUUUAGCCUGAAAGGGGUACCACAUGGGAAAAAUCCUUCCUAACAGAGGCAGCGGUCAAUGAUUCUCGCCUCAGGAUACAGAAGCUGAGGAUGAGUCAUAAAACAGCAGUAAAGCAUCUGCUGGCAGGAAGACUCUUAAAGGAGACAGUACAAUGGGCUUCUUGACAUCCUGAGGUUUAACUGUGCAGCAGCAGUUAAGAAGUACACAGAUCCCUUUAGUAAACAUACCACAAUAUAACAUUUAAGUAAAGUCCUGCAGUAAACCUACUGUGCUCUAGCAAUUGUAAAAGUUGUAAUGAUUAUUACUUAAGUCUUGUUCUAAAAGUCUCUAGUACAUGCAGCUUUAAUGUACAAGUAAACACACUUAACAGGGUGCUGCCAUGGUGAAAAAAAGGGAAUGCCUUCUCCGGUUUUAUCAUUUAUUUUUCAACAAAAAAACAGUUCUGCAAUCACGUUCUGAGUAGCAGAGAUUAUAAGGGGUCACUAAGGUCAUCAUACUAGAUUGAUGAUGUUCUGCUUGCUUUAUAAAAUGGUGAUCUUCCAAUGGGGUCAUUUGCGUCCGUGAGUGAUGCCACACUCAUUUACUGCUUCUGUUCGGGGGUUAGAUGAUUCAUCCUUGCUGCUCUUUUUCUGAGACUCCCUCCUAAAUGGGUAAUUGGCAUGUGGCUUUUGUCAUUGUAGUCAGACACCCUGAACAAGCCACUCGCUCCUCCUUACAGAAGUGGUUGACUGUAGAAAACGACCCUGACCCCACCACUCCAAAGGGAGGACAUCAUUCGGCCAUAAAUGCUCUGGGUCUGUUUCAGGAACCUCAUAUGUUUUGUGUUCAGAAGGACUGGAGACAGUAGCCAGCAUGAGGCCUAAAGAAAGGAGGUCAACAUGACCUGUGCGGCAGCGUGUUGCUUUUUCCCUCGUCCUCGUGUUUUUCAGUGAAGGAUGAUUGAAGUCAGUUUGUCCUGACGUGUGAAGAUCUCCGGUGAGGAAGUCCAGAUAGAAAGAGCGCCAAGUCGAUUGUGUAGUUUGAUGUUUCAUAGCCUUCCUAAAACAUAGAAACAUAACUUCAGUUACAACUUAAUGACUUCUUGGGUUGAAAUUGUAAAAAAAAAAAAUCACAUUACAUAGCAUCAGGAGGUUCCCAAACAUCCCUGAUUGUUCCUGUUACUUUAAUGGCUGCUAGACAUUUUUAAUUGGCAUUUUCUACAUUAAGAGCACUUUGUUCAUACCUGCAGCGAUCUGCUCUGGCUCAAGCUCCAUACCCAUGUAAUAUUUCUCCCUUCUUAGAGUUUUCAUUUCCUCCGAUGAAGGCCAAUGUUUGAACAAUCUCAUCACAAAGUUCAUUCAGAAGAUGACCUUCAGUCAUAACAGUCGUCAUGGGAUUGCAAAUGCCCAAAUAAGUGGUGCUAGAGAAAAUGGAUAUUUCAACUUUACAUUUCCAUGACUACUAGGGAAAAUCUGCCAGGAAGAUUUUUGUGAUAUGAUCCAAAGCUUGAGGACAGAUACUGAAUGGUCCUUGUGGUGAGAUUGUUUGUAACAUUCAUGACAAUAACAAAAGUAUAUAGAAUAGUUUUGUCAAGGCUACAUUUUAACAAUACCCUGACAAUUAGGCAAAUGAUUGUACAAAAUAACACCAAGCAUAUAUACCUUUACUAUUACACUACUGUCCAUUUAGUAAACCAAAUUAAAAGAACAUUUCCCAAUGAAGCAACAUUGAUAGUAUUAGAGGUUAUUUGAAUUAUACAAAUCUUUGGAAAAUAGAAGCAUAAAACCAUAUUGAUUUAUUGGGGACCAGUGUGCAUCAAAAUGUGACAAAAGACCAACAAAGAGCAACUGUCUUUUAACAUCUUUAUUCUUCUUUUUUCAUUAUUUUUAUUUGUAUUGAAAUUCUUACUCUUUGUGUCUUCAGGACCUCUUUUCUUUUUUCUUUUUUUUUUAAACGGCGUAUGUCAUCUAAACGCGUCUAAACAAAAUCACCAAAAAUGAUUUCAUGUUGUACAAUCCACCUGGCGGACAUUCCUAUUGGCUUCACCAGGGCGCCAUUCACCACAACACUGUGAGGAAGUUCAAUUUUAAACACAGAUUUCACACUUUAAGAACACACCGGAGUACUUGUUAGGCUGCAUGGUUGUAAAAGGAGAGCUCAAAUACUUCAAUAAGUUACAAGUGCACAAGUGUGUUCUUAACACCUAAACACAACAGACAUUAUCACUGUUAAUACUAAAAAUGAAUGGUGACAUUAAGAACAUAUAUGUUCAGGUCACAAGAUAAUGCCUCUGCAUUUUAAACCAUAAGUGGCUGAGACUAGAACAUGACAUCUGGGUUUCCUGAAAAGCAUCUUCACAUACUACUACCUUUCCCUUUUCGACUCAAUGGGAGAUUAUACUUGCACUAAACAGGCGAUGUUUCAAGGAAAGCCAGACCGCUACAAAGAUUUAUGGUUAAAAAGAACUUCCUCAAAAGACGUCAACCUACAAAGAAGAACAGCAAGGAAGCCAUACUGCCAGCCACAUGUUCCAUACUGCUUUAUUCUGAUUGGCCAUGACAAUAUUGUCCCCUCACAUUCCCUCCUGCAAACAGGACUGAAUGACACCACAGGUUACUGUACCCAGUAGAGACACAAAAUUCCUCAUCCUCAAAAACAUGAAGAGAAAAAAAAAGAAAUAAAAUAGGAGGAGAGGCUAUUUGAAAACCUGAUUUGGAUAUGGACACUUGAUCUGAUGCUGGACAAACCAAAUGAUCCGGCAGAAAGAGGCAGUGGCUGUGUUCCAGACCAAAUACUCCCCUGUAACAAGGUUGUUCACUACACCCCAUAAAUCUAAAUUGAACUAAAGGAUGACGCCGUGAACACAAAUAACUGAGAUUUUUUUAUUAAAGGGCCAAAAAUCUCUGACCUUGCCUCUAUAAUAAUAUUUGUCUUGCUUAACUCAACUGGAUGCAUGAUUGAGAAACUCACGCAUCUGAGAAAAGAUAAACAUGGACUUCCACAUAAAUUGGGAAAAUAACUUCUCAUCCAUGAUUACCUGUCUGUUCAGAUCACUUCAAGAACAAGCGUGCAGGGAGGGUGGGGUCUGUAUUUAGUUUGGAACGGAGCCGCCGCAGAUACAAAGAAGAGCCCACAUUUAUAGAUGCACAAGAGCUGUGACGUCGCCAUGAGCUUAUUACGUCAUAGUAGCAAACGGGUGUGACUGACCGUAAUGACACAACAGAGCAGCUGCAGAAACCCAUCAAGUCCCCUGAAAUGUUAGUCAUUCUUUAAACUGUACUAUUGUGGAGACCUUUGAUCUACAGACGAUGUUUCUCAAAUCUGACAGCACACAAAUUAACACUUAAGUGAAGCAAUUUCUCCAAGUUUAUUAUUAUUAGGUGUUUUUGGAUUGACGCUUUGUCCUGGUUUCACUCCUUGGUAGCUGCCUCAGUUCCAAGGGGACAUCGAUGAGAUCUGCAUACUCUGUAAACAUCAACAGUGCCAUCUGAAAUGCGAUGAUGAGCUAGCGCCCGCAGUAAGGGCGGUGCUGGUAUUACACCCCUCCCCCACCCCGUUCCCAAUGUCCCUCAGUUUACAAGAAACAAACAGGAAAUAAAAAGAUUAAAGAAACAAAAAGAAAAA